Triticum aestivum (bread wheat) is the source of this 658-nucleotide messenger RNA. Its product is annotated as rapid alkalinization factor-like. Bases 85 to 435 code for a protein of 116 amino acids. Lineage: Eukaryota; Viridiplantae; Streptophyta; Magnoliopsida; Poales; Poaceae. Gene Ontology annotation, biological process: calcium-mediated signaling. The record is from RefSeq and is a predicted model, not a curated record. The transcript has a single exon. Gene Ontology annotation, cellular component: plasmodesma.
GGCAGAGGCCAAGCACAAGCACCAAACCCCACACCCGCACCCAAGAAAGCAAGCAGAGCAUUCUCCACUUUCCCCUCCCUCGCCAUGGCAGCCAAGGCCCCCGCCCUCGCGGCGGCGCUCCUCCUCCUCGCCGCCGCCGCCCUCCUGCUCGCCCGCGGCGCCGAGGCCGGGGCCACGGAGGUGCCGCUGAGCUGGGAGCUGGGCGUGGAGGACGUCGCCGACGACGGGUUCGGCUUCGCGGGCGCCGGCGGCGACGAGGCGGUGGCGGCGCGGCGCGUGCUGCAGAGCGGCAACGGGUACAUCAGCUACGGCGCGCUGCGAAGGGACAACGUGCCCUGCUCCGUGCGCGGCUCCUCCUACUACAACUGCCGCCCCGGCGGCCAGGCCAACCCCUACUCCCGCGGCUGCUCCGCCAUCACGCGCUGCCGCGGCUGAUUGGGCCACCCGCCGCUCCGCCCCCGCCCCCGCCCCGGUUGGUUGGUUGGUUGAGAUGCUGCUCCGUGCUCUCCUUCGCCGCAGAUGCAGAGUACUACAUUUCUUUCAUGCUGCUGUUUUACUAGUACUCAAUUCCAAGAGGUCGUGUCCGUUGAUGUAAAUCGAAAUCCAAGCCGUAUUGUAUAAACUGAUGGAUUGGUGGAUGAUUGGUUGAUUUCUUUCC